This is a messenger RNA of Lacerta agilis (Sand lizard), 1555 nucleotides long. RefSeq names its product E3 ubiquitin-protein ligase TRIM7-like. Bases 13 to 1455 code for a protein of 480 amino acids. The transcript is spliced from 7 exons. Gene Ontology annotation, molecular function: protein binding; zinc ion binding. The record is from RefSeq and is a predicted model, not a curated record. Lineage: Eukaryota; Metazoa; Chordata; Lepidosauria; Squamata; Lacertidae.
GGGGAAGGAGCCAUGGCUGCUUCUGAGGGUGACAUCCAGCGUCUCCGUGAUGAAGCCACUUGCUCCAUCUGCCUGGAUUACUUCAAGGAUCCAGUGACCAGCCCAGAGUGUGGGCACAACUUCUGCCGAUCCUGCCUUAUCCAGUGCUGGGGGGAAUCGGAGGCAGAGGCUUCCUGCCCUCAGUGCAGAAAAAGAGUUCAGAUAAGGAGCCUCAUCCCCAACCGGCAACUGGCUAACAUGGUAGAAUUUAUUGAGAAUCUCAGCGUUCAAGGAGGGAAAGAAGAAAGAAAAGGCAGAACCUGCGAGGAUCACCAGGAGCCCCUGAAGCUCUUUUGCAAAGUCCAUGAAGCCCCCAUCUGCCUGGUGUGUGACAAAUCAAAGGAACAUGAAAACCACAAGGUGAUUCCUCUGGGGGAAGCUUUUCAGGAAUACAAGGGAGAGAUCUGUCGCCGCCUGGAGAUUCUGAGGAGAGAGAGAGAGGAAAUUGUGGCCUAUGAAGCAUAUCUGGUCAAGGAAUGCAAAGACCUCCUGGAAUUAACAGAAAGAGAGAGGCUGAAGACUGUAGAGAAGUUCAGACAACUGCGCCAGUUCCUGGAAGAACAGGAAAAACAUCUGCUGAAUCAUGCAGAAGAGGUGGAGAAGGAGAUUGCAGGGAGAAGGAAUGAGCAGCUGGACAGACUCUCCAGGAAACUCUCCUCUCUUGAGAUGAUCAUCAAGGAGAUGGAGGAAGCGUGUCAGCAGCCAGCGAGAGAACUCCUGCAGGAUGUGAGAAGGACCUUGCAGAGGUAUGAGAAAAGAGAGAGUCCAGAGAAGCCACUGCCUUUCCUCCCAGAACUGAGGAACAGGAUCUUGGAAUCCUGUGAUCUAAAUCACCUUGUGGAGGAUACAAUGAAACAAUGGAAAGAUGCUCUGUUAUACAGAAAACCGAUUCAGAAAGCAAAUGUGACUCUGGAUCCAGACACAGCCCAUCCUGAACUCAUCCUGUCGAAGGACCGGAAAAGCGUGAGAAGGGGAGACAAAGAGCAAGUCCUGCCCAAAAAUCCUGAGAGAUUCAACUUCUGGCCUUGUGUGUUGGGAUGUGAGGGAUUCACAGCAGGCAGACAUUUCUGGGAAGUCACUGUGGAAAGUGGGGAAUGGUGGGAUGUGGGCGUUGCCAGGAAGUCUGUGAGGAGAAAGGGCCGCUUCUCCUUUACGCCUGAGGAGGGGAUCUGGGCUGUGCGGAAGUCUGGAGGCCAGUACUGGGCCUGCACCUCCCCUGAUCCCUCUCCUCUGUCCCUGAGUGAGAAGCCCAGGAGGAUCCGGGUGACUCUGGACUAUGAAGGGGUACGUGUGUCUUUUUCUGACGCUGACUCAGGAGCCGCACUCUGCACGUUCUCAGGAGCCUCGUUCUCUGGAGAGACCCUCCUCCCUUUCUUUAAUCUGUGGAGGAAUAGAACCCACCUCAUUAUCUCCUGAGGAGACUAAAUCUGUCUCUCAGGCCCAGCAGGAGUUUCUCUCCAGGCCAGAGUGACUGAUAUAAAAAAACAAUUACCCACCAAGAGCACUUUGGGCAGUU